CACAAAACCCUAACCAGCGAGACGAACGGGGCCACAGUCCCCUCCUCGGGAUUCUCCGACAGAUGCCCCCAAUCGCCCCCGAAUCCUCCGACGAUAGACGACCCCCCAAUCCCCGCGCCGUCCCCGGCUCGUCCCGACAGAUCUCCGAUCCUUGUUUCCUCAAUGCGAAGUGCUGUCCGGGCUCCCGAUUCGGCUUGCUGAUGCCACCGGAACUGUCUUCCGCCACUUCCCCAUGAAGGGCAGAGAUUCCCAGCAAAAACCCAUCUCGGAAUCCGAUCGAACUACAGUGAAGUUCCGAUUUUUAAUCGAAAGGGGCAGUAGCAGCGCUGGAGCUGUUGGGGGCGGAGCUGGAGCUGGAGCUGGAGCUGGAGCUGGAGCUGGGGUGAUGGCAAUGGGCUGGUGAUGACCCUCCUAUCCCUCGUCGCUCGCCGUCCUAGGGUUCGAGCCGCCGGUGUCGCCGCAAGCUGCUUCCACGCUCAAGCUCAGGGAGGAUCUCGCGGAGAGGUAAUCGAUGGACCCGAGGCUUGGUUCGUCAAAGUCGCGUGCUCCGUGUUCGUGUAUUCGCGCGGCGUGGAUGCUUGCUUGGGUUACUUGCGGCGGCACUUGACGCCCUCGAUCGCGUUCGAGGUCACUCGGCGGCUGGGGGAUCCGAAGUUGGUGUUCGGGUUCUUUGAGUUCAGUAGGGUCAACGUGGGCGUUGUUCAUUGGCCGGUGACUUAUGAUAUGCUCAUGAGAAUGUUGAGUCGAGCUGGUCUUCAUGAUUCGGCAAUGGCUGUUUUUGAUUGCAUGAGGAGUGAUGGGCAUUCAAUCGAUAGUGCAAGUUACGGGUUUUUGUUAUUGUCAUUCGUGGAAGCAGGUAAAAUCGAUAGUGUGAAGCAUAUAAUUGGGAAAGUUCAUGGCAGUGAGAUACAGAUGAGUUCCCACAUCUGUAAUACAAUAUUAAACUUGUUGGUCAAUAGGGAUCAGGUGCACCAGGCAAUUUCCUUGUUUAAGGAGCAUUUGCUAUUGCACGCCAGUCCUGAUACUUGGACUUUGAAUAUUUUAAUCAGAGGUUUAUGCAGAGUAAGAGAAAUCGAUAAGGCGUUUCAACUUUUCAAUGAUAUGGGGAGUUUUGGUUGUUCUCCAGAUAUUGUUACUUUUAACACACUUAUAAAUGGAUUAUGUAGGGUCAAGGAGAUAGAUAGGGGGCACCAUUUAUUGAAGGAAGUCCAAUCAAGGUGUGACGUCUCACCGGAUGUUGUGACAUACACGUCAGUUAUAUCUGGUUGUUGCAAGUUGGGUAGAAUGGAGGAAGCAUCCCUUCUGUUUGAAGAGAUGAACAGUUCUGGCAUUAGACCUAGUACGGUUACUUUUAAUGUCCUAAUCAAUGGCUUUGGUAAGGCUGGAAACAUGAGCUCUGCCCUUUCCAUGUAUGACAAGAUGCUCUCUGUUGGUUGCUACCCUGAUGUUGUUACCUUUACUUCCUUAAUUGAUGGGCAUUGUCGAGUGGGGCAGGUGAAUGAGGGCUUGAAGCUUUGGCGGCUGAUGUCUGCUAGGAACAUAUCACCCAAUGCUUAUACCUUUUCAGUACUUAUCAACACAUUAUGUAAGGAUAAUAGGUUGCACGAUGCUCGUGAAUGUUUAAGACAGUUGAGGUGGACGGAUAUUGUCCCUAAACCAUUUAUUUACAAUCCAGUAAUGGAUGGGUUCUGCAAAGCGGGUAACGUAGAUGAGGCAAACAUAAUAUUGGCGGAGAUGGAGGAGAAGGGAUGCAGACCUGAUAAAUUGACAUUUACAAUUCUCAUCAUUGGGCAUUGUAUGAAGGGGAGAAUGAUGGAAGCAAUGAGAAUUUACAAUAAGAUGCUGUCGGUUGGUUGUGCUCCUGACAGCAUCACAGUCAAUUCUUUUGUCUCUUGCCUUUUAAAGGCUGGGAUGGCUAAUGAAGCCUUUCACAUAAGGCAAACUGCCUUGGAGGGCCUGAAUUUGGGUCUAUCCUCUUUAAAUAGGGCUGUUCCUGCUACAAUGAAUGCAGACAUUCUUGUGGCUGUUUGAUGGAAGGUUGCCAUGUGCUGGGCUUCAAUAUUUUGCGGCUCGAGUGAUUGAGUGAUGUCCUUCCACCGUCAUACAUCCUCGCAGUUGUAUAGCUUCUUGCACGAAUCAGUUAUGAAGCUGCUGGGAGGUAGCUCAAUCUGUCCUGGGGCAUGGAAAGUGGUUUGAUGUUGUGAAGGGCUUAUGCACAUCCAGUACAGCAACAUCAGGACUCGGGAGGUAAUACCUGGCAUCACAGCUCAAUUAUGCAGAGAGCUGGAGACAGUUGUUUCGUGUAUAGUAGAGAGAUUUUGAUAGCUAUCUUGAUGUCCCCAUGGAUCAGAAGUCCAAAAUGGAGACUUCUAGCAUCCAAGUCGAAAGUCUCUGGCUUAUGCAUCACUAAAGAGUGAGAUGAUCAGUAAUGAACAAUGCCCUCAGGAAAAAUGAAACGCAGCUGCUAUUGCAAGGCCUUAAUGGGUCAUUAGCUUUCCAGAUCCUUCAAUCCUCUGCUCAUUUUAAAUGUGAAUAUCCGCUGUUUUUGAUCAUGCAAAAUAAUUUGUCGGCCUCCCAUUAAUAUGCAAAGGAGGAGAAAUUUUAGCAA
This is a messenger RNA of Eucalyptus grandis, 2608 nucleotides long. RefSeq names its product pentatricopeptide repeat-containing protein At2g06000. The transcript has 2 exons. NCBI's taxonomy places the organism in Eukaryota, Viridiplantae, Streptophyta, Magnoliopsida, Myrtales, Myrtaceae. Bases 403 to 2031 code for a protein of 542 amino acids. Gene Ontology annotation, molecular function: protein binding. The record is from RefSeq and is a predicted model, not a curated record.